Silurus meridionalis is the source of this 1096-nucleotide messenger RNA. It is a transcript of the gene dusp12, whose product is annotated as dual specificity phosphatase 12. Lineage: Eukaryota; Metazoa; Chordata; Actinopteri; Siluriformes; Siluridae. The transcript has 7 exons. The coding region runs from base 108 to 1043 and encodes 311 amino acids. Gene Ontology annotation, molecular function: protein tyrosine/serine/threonine phosphatase activity. Gene Ontology annotation, cellular component: nucleus. Gene Ontology annotation, biological process: protein dephosphorylation. The record is from RefSeq and is a predicted model, not a curated record.
CGCGUUGGUUCCGGAACUAAAGAUAUCCGGAACUGAAACGUUUUUUCUUUAGUUUCUCAUCGAACCUGUUUUUUAGAGGACCGGCAUGGGAUUUCCUAGACAACACCAUGAUCUUAGUUGAAGCGGGUCUCUAUAUUGGCUCUGUGUCAGAUCUUAAGAAUCCCGAAGCUCUGACUCUCAAAGGAAUCACUCACAUCCUCAGUGUGGACUCUGAACAACCAGAGCUGCCUGGAUUUCACGUUAAAUUUGUCCAUGCAUUGGACGAUUCAUCCACAGAUCUCCUUAGCAAACUGGACAGCUGCAUCCAGUUUAUCAGUGAUGCCUUGAAUGCAGCUUCCUCCUCCUCGUCAUCAUCAGCAACAACAUCAGCAUCAUCUGUUCUUGUUCACUGUCAUGCAGGUCAGAGUCGAAGUGCUGCCGUAAUCACUGCUUAUUUAAUGAAGACACACAAGCUGAGUGUCCAGGAGGCUUAUAGCAAACUCCAGCUCAUCAAACCAGAUGUCAAGAUGAACGAUGAGUUUCUGGAUCAGUUGACACUCUAUGAAGCUAUGAAUUGUGAACUGGACCCCAGCAGCGUGAUAUACAAACAGUUCCGACUUAAGAAGGUUACUGAGAAAUAUCCAGAGCUCAAAAACAUCCCCAGAGACAUAUUCGCAGUCGACCCUGCACAAAGCCACAACACUGAGGCCAUCUACAGAUGCAGAAUGUGCAGACGCACUCUGUUCCGCCACUCCAGCAUCCUCAGUCACUGUGUAGGCAGUGGAGCGUCUGCUUUUUCCCAUAAGAGGCAGAGUGGAGGCCGACCUGUAGCAGAUCAGAGUCAGUGCACAUCCUACUUCAUCGAGCCAGUUCAGUGGAUGGAGGAGGCGCUGCUCGGAGUGAUGGAUGGACAGCUCCUGUGUCCGAAGUGCAGCUCUAAGCUCGGUUCGUUUAACUGGUAUGGAGAGCAGUGUUCGUGUGGCCGCUGGGUGACGCCCGCUUUCCAAAUGCACAAGAACAGAGUGGACGAAAUCAAACACAUCAACCUCGCAGCACUUAAAUGACACCAGAUAUAACACCAAAUAACACAAAUAAACACAUAUAUUUUUUAAUAGCA